Zerene cesonia (dogface butterfly) is the source of this 1140-nucleotide messenger RNA. Its product is annotated as carboxypeptidase B-like. Gene Ontology annotation, molecular function: metallocarboxypeptidase activity; zinc ion binding. Gene Ontology annotation, biological process: proteolysis. The coding region runs from base 1 to 1140 and encodes 379 amino acids. Lineage: Eukaryota; Metazoa; Arthropoda; Insecta; Lepidoptera; Pieridae. The transcript is spliced from 8 exons. The record is from RefSeq and is a predicted model, not a curated record.
AUGGGCAACGAACAAGAUACAGAUGAUCAUUAUAAUUUUCAUGAACAUGAUAAUAUUCUUAUGAAAGAUGUGCAGAAUGCUGAGAAAUCAAAGUCGAAAAUCGUUCACAGCAAUCCCAUACAAGCUGAUAAUGAAACAAUAGGCACGGGAACAUCCCAACCUAAAUUGAAAAUACGAAAUGAGCCAAAAGCAGCAAAAGAAGAACCAUGUAAACCAAUGGACUGGGAGAACUACCAUCGUUUACGCGUAAUACAUAACUUUAUGGAUGAACUCGAAUCUAGAUACCCGUCAAUAUGCACAGUUGGAUACAUUGGCUCAUCUCUUGAGGGCAGAGAUUUAAAGAUUCUAAAAGUAUCAAACAGUGAUGCUAGCAACGCUAGUGUUUGGAUGGAUGCAGGUAUCCACGCAAGAGAGUGGAUUGCCCCAGCCGUCGCUACAUAUAUCGCAAAUCAUAUCGCGAGAAAUUUUCAGAAUCUACCCGAUUAUGUGACAAAUAAGGAUUGGUAUUUUCUUCCCGUCGUCAACCCAGAUGGAUAUGAGUAUUCCCAUACAGUAGACCGAAUGUGGAGGAAAAAUAGAGCAUGGCACGGCGGCCAAUGUUUGGGUGUCGAUUUGAAUAGAAAUUUUAGUUUCGGAUGGGGGGGAAAAGGAUCAUCGGACAACCCGGCCAAUUCAUUUUAUCGCGGCCCUGAGCCUUUCUCAGAACCAGAGUCCAGUGCAAUGAGGGACUUCUUAUCGAAAAGUGGGAUAACAUUCAAAGUGUACAUAACCCUACAUAGCUAUGGACAAAUUAUUUUAUUUCCCUUCGCGUACAGAGACGAACUGUGUCCGGACUAUGUGCGUUUGCUGGAAGGAGCUACAGUCAUGUCUAAGGCUAUCCAUGACUGCAAUGGUAACACCUACAAAGUCGGUAUUUCAAGAGAUGUUCUGUACGGUGCAGCAGGGACUAGCAAUGACUGGAGCUACGGUGCCGCAAAAAUUCCCUAUUGCUAUCUGAUAGAACUGAGGAGCAAGAAGCACAAGUUCAAAUUGCCAAAGGAAGAAAUCGAAGAAACGGGCCAUGAAAUCCUAAACUGCGUUCAGGCGCUCAUGAAAUUUGUUGACGCGAGGGAUAAUAAAAUGUGCCAUCCUGAAUUAUAA